UGAACGAUUCGUAAUAUUGCUUACCACAAGAGAAGAAGAAAGAGCAGCUUAUAACGCACUCACAGCAGCGAAAACAACAUCUUUAACAUAUCAUUUCAUCUCACCAGUAAAUGCCCGAAGAUUCAACAUGGUUUGUGGCGGAUUUACGUGCUCGAAAAACGCCCUCUGUUCGCUAAAUGUAGUUUAUAUGCUGGUGGGUCUCCUGUUGAUUGUGGUAGCAGCAUGGGGGAAAGGCUUUGGCAUUGUCUCCAGCAUCCACAUCAUUGGUGGCGUGAUUGCCGUGGGCUUCUUUCUGCUGCUGAUCGCCAUUGUGGGACUCAUUGGAGCCGUCAAUCAUCACCAAGUCAUGCUUUUCUUUUACAUGGUCAUUCUCUUCGUUGUGUUCCUCUUCCAGUUUGGAGUUUCCUGUUCUUGCCUGGCCAUGAACCAGGGUCAACAGGAGAAGCUGCUGAAUUCAUCCUGGGGAAUGAUGAAUGACAACACAAGAAUCAGCAUUGAGAAGAAGCUGGACUGCUGUGGCUUGUUCAACAAUACACAGAACCUGGGAGUGUUUAUGUCUGACUUUCAACUCUGUGAUGCUCCAUGUGUAAAAAAGAGCUCCUGCCUCACCUGCGGUGAAAAGAUGCUUCAGCAUUCAUCAGAAGCUCUGAAGAUCCUUGGAGGAGUCGGCCUCUUUUUCAGCUUUACAGAGAUCUUAGGAGUUUGGCUGGCCAUGCGCUACAGGAACCAAAAGGACCCGAGGGCGAACCCCAGUGCUUUCUUAUAGUCCCUCAGACCGUCUGUCCUAAACUAUGUUUAGACUAGUCCAGCUAUUCCAGUUCCCUUUUGCACAGGUAGAGUGGAGCGCACCAAGAGACCAUUAAAGCAUUAAACGCAGAACACAACCACAGAUCCCGCUAACAAACUCACAUUUGCACACCCGGUUCAGAACACACUAGAUAACACACCGCACAAACAAACACAUCUAUUUUGAUGACCCAUUUUCCACACAAGGUCUGCAGAGGGCUAAUUUAAACCAGCAGGAGGAGGUUUCAUGUAUGAUAGGAAGCUCAUUCUGGCACUUCCCCCAUCCUUGAUGUGAGAAACUCUUCCUGUUUCCUGUAUGCAAAACGAAAAUCUGCAAUGUAAAGCCAUCGGUGUCUGCAUGUUCAUAGCCUCAGUUUCUUGUGACACGGUCAGCUCACUUAUGUACACAUAACUAGGUAUAUAGUGCUGAAAUGGUUCCUGUAGUUUCAGUGUAACAGAAAGUUAACCCACAUAAACUAUGUUAAUGUUUAGUAUCAGUUAGUCAUGUAUCUCCCAGGAAAACCGCAUCCAUGUCCGCUUUGAAUCAGUGCAGACCUGAAAAACACCUGUGUUUUGUGCAAUGCUUUAUGAAGUCCGUCUCGAUGAGGUGACCAGUCCAGCCUAUGGGAUAUUAGUUUAGGAAUUAGACAUAAAACGUGAAUAUUCAAAAAACACUUGUCUUACUGUGUGUAACUGAGCCAUGUGAAUGGGAGCUUUUCCCCUGCCGAUGGACUGCAGCCCUCCUGUUGUACAUAGUCUUUACCGUGACAGGGUCGACGUUCAACCAAUUUACAGAUUCUUUUCCAUUCUUAUUUAAACCGCAGAGAUCCUACCACCUCAGCCGGGUCUCGCUAUUCUCACUGGACUUUUUAAGUUCUUCAUUUCCUUUGAAGCUUAGUAUUACUCAUGGAUAUAGUGUUUUAAUAUCUUAUGCUUUGAUUUGUGGAUGUUUGUUGAAAUAAUUUUGGCGUGCUAUUUGCUCAGUUAUCUGUCAGCUUGGUUUAAGCCAUAUACUCAUGCACUAACUUGCAGUUUUUAUUAUUUGCAAUCAUGUAUCGCUUCUUUCCAGCUAUUUUUAAAAAGUACUAACGGCAUCAGGUCCAUAAUUUUAGCACUGAUUAAUGUGCCAUUUCAGUUAAAAAUUUCUUAUUUUGUGUUUUGCCAAAUCUCUCUCUUUUUGUUGUUGUUGCGCUUAUAAUUUUUUCUUGUUUUGUGCGAAUAGUGUUAAGUUGCCAAGUGUGCAUUUUUUGCAAUGUUAAACAUUGUUAUUGUAGUAGAUAGAUCAUUUGUAAUGACUUUUGUGCACAUGCAUAUGUUAAUUCCAUAUGUCCAGUAUGUUCUUGUGUUAAUUUGCUUAUGCAUAUUAAUAGAGGAACAUACUGGCUAAUACUCAAAGUCUUAACCGAUUUAGUUUCCGCCCCACAUGAUUGAGAAAAUGGAAACACUGAACCAUCACUCAGUGCAGCUUAAAUGUGUUCUGCUUCACUUGGUCAUGGUAUUAUGAGUGUGUUUCACUGAUGGAUUUUGAAGAGGUGAAAUCAAUGUCUGUGCUAUAGUAGUUAUUUAUUGCAAUUGUGAGAAGGCCACGUUACCCGACUCGGUAAGCUGUAAGCACCACUUUCCCUGGAUUUGCCUUGUAUUUUUGAAACUGACUUUUCCAAUUAAAUAUUCUUAGAUCAA
Molecule: messenger RNA, 2466 nt
Organism: Cyprinus carpio (common carp)
Lineage: Eukaryota; Metazoa; Chordata; Actinopteri; Cypriniformes; Cyprinidae
Product: tetraspanin-31-like
Cellular component (GO): membrane
Source: RefSeq, a predicted model, not a curated record